UCAUCCUUUAAAUAUGCCACACUAUUUCCCUCAGGGAUGCAGUUCAGUUCCCGAGCUGACCACCUCACUGUGUGCUCAGAGAACAAAGCUUUCAUUUUAAGCCGCUGUCUUUGAAAUGAGUUUACUUGGCUUCUUCCUGAACCCAACAGAUUCGCUGUGGCGCCCUUGGUCCAAAAUCAGUGUGACCUGGAAGGUUGGGAAUAUUUUACAUUUCUGAAUAUAGAAUUUCCUUGGCACCUCGGGCAAAGAAGCCUUUCUACCUGAAGUUCAAAGGUUGUUUUUCAUACCUGUUUAAUCCUUUGUAGAAUAAUUCUGCCAUGUAGUUCCAUUUUUCUUCAGACGUCGUAUAAUUGAACUCCUUGUUGAUAUGUUUUAAUUUCCUUGGCAGAAAACGGGUAAGUUGAAACACGAGGUUUGAGAAAUCCUUAGUUAGCUUAACCUCCCAAAAUCUUGAGCUUGUAUGUCAGGUCCUCCUUUUUUCCCCUAUGCCCCCAGAUUGACAUAGGGACUCUUCCUAAGGUGAUGUCUUAGUUUUCUUCUUGGGGUACUGAGUCUAGAGGCUCCACUGUAAAGCCGUAGCACUAUUUCUUUAGGGGACAGGGUGCAGAGUAGGAAGGGCCCACGGAAUACACAAGGCAGCAAGCACAUGCAUUAAAAAUCCUACUGACUGUUUCCUUAAAUGCCUCAAAACUUAAGGUUGUGGCAGAUUUGUUCCCAAAGGGUCAUGAAUGACAGCUGUCAUUUUAUCUCCCCCGGUACACAGAAAGAGCUGAUUUCUCUUUAAUUCAGUUUGUAGGAGGCGGGGGAGAGUUUUCGCCAAUCAACGACGCUGUUAUUUCCCUGUCCAAUAAGAAGCGCAGAUAAUCGAAGGGUUCGGUUCUUGCUGCCAUUUUGAAGCCCGUGCAGCUGCGGGAAGAGUCGUGGCAACUCUGCCUCGGCUACUGUCACUUCUUCCGAUUUCAGGCUUCUUGGAGAGGACACAGGAUGCAUCAGAAGCAGAGAAUGGAGCCAGUGACCUUUGAGGACGUGGCUGUGAACUUCACUCUAGGAGAGUGGGCUCUGUUGGAUUCCAGUCAGAAGAAGCUCUACAGAGACGUGAUGACGGAGACCUUUAUGAACCUGCUGUCCAUAGGGGAAACAGAGGAAAAAGAAAAUAUUGAAGACAACCACCAAAAUCUCAGGAAAAAUGUGAGAACUCAGGCGGUUGAGAGGAGUUGUGUCUACAGAGCUCACAGUCAGUGUGGAGAAACCCAGCAACAGAUUCCAGAGCGUACCGUUCAGAGAGAUACCCCUCCUGCAAUAACAGUGUGUGGGAACGGCGAGCUUGUGAGAGAUGCCCUUGUUCGUUCACCCUCACCUGUGCAUCUCAGAUACGAGACUGCAGAGAAACCCUGUGGGUCUCAGGAACAUGUGGAGAAGGCUCUUACACAGAAGAGAUGUUGGAAAGACUCCACUUCUUCUCAUCCCUUUCAGACAAAUCAAAGUCCUCCCCGAGAGACACCCUCUCAAAAUAAGCAACCCAAUGAAGCCUGUAGGAGUCUUAAUUCUGACCAGUAUUGUGAGGGAAUUCAUGCUGGAGAUAAACUCCACGAAUGGAAGCGAGUUGAGAAAGCCUUCUGGAGGUACAGCUACGGUCAAAUGUAUGAAAGAGUCCCCAUUGGGGAGAAACCGUUUGGGUGUAAGCAGUAUGCUGAAGCCUUGGUCAGUUCCAGUCACCUUGUUAAACAUGAACUGAUUCACCCCGAAGAGAAAUGCUACACGUGUAAGCAGUGCGGGAAGGCAUUCAGAUACUGCUCAUCCCUGCAGAACCAUGAAAGGAUCCAUAGUGGGGAGAGGCCCUAUGUGUGUAAGCAGUGUGGAAAAGCCUUCAUUCGCUCCUACGACCUUCUUAUCCAUGAACGAAUUCACAGCGGAGAAAAACCUUACACGUGUGAGCAUUGUGGGAAAUCUUUCACCCACUAUAGCGGCUGGUACAGUCACGAAAGGAUUCACACCAGAGAGAAGCCCUAUGUGUGCACACAGUGCGGGAAAGCCUUUUCCUGUUCCACAUCUUUUCGGAGGCACGAAAGGAUUCACACCGGAGAGAAACCUUACCUAUGUAAGCACUGUGGGAAGGCCUUCACCCAUUCCAGUGCUCGUUACAUUCAUGAGAGGAUUCACACCGGAGAGAAACCCUAUGUUUGUAAGCACUGUGGAAAAGCGUUUCUCCGUGCCAGUCAUCUCAACAACCAUGAGAGAAUUCACACCGGAGAGAAGCCCUAUGUUUGUAAGCAUUGUGGGAAAGCCUUCAUCCAGCGGGAUGCUUGCUAUAAUCACGAAAGGAUUCACACUGGAGAGAAACCAUACGUAUGUAAGGAAUGUGGGAAAGCCUUUAGGAUUUCCACAUCUCUUCGUGACCACGAAAGGAUUCACACUGGAGAAAAACCUUAUAUAUGUAAUUAUUGUGGGAAAGCGUUUAGGGUUUCCACGUGCCUUCACAAACAUGAGAGAGCUCACACUGAAAAGAAACCCAGUGGGUAGAACGUAAGACUGUAUAGCAUGUGGAAUUAUCUUUCAUCAACUUGCUGUUAGGGAAGGAGUGUACGUAGGCUGUCGGAUGGCUCAGGGGUAAAAGCACUUGCCCUGGCUUAGUAGCCUUAGGUGGAUCCUCAGAACCCAUGUGAAGAGAGAGAACUGAGUUUCCAAGGUUUGCCUCUGACUUGCAUACAUGUGCUAUCAUUUGCAUGCAUACCUUCACACACAUGUAUACAGAAAUGGCAUAAUUUAAAAUACCUUUUUUAAAUUAUUUGGGUUUUUGAGACAGGGUUCCACUGUGUAGCCUUGGCUGUCCUGCAACUCACUCUGUAGACCUGGCUGUCCUUAAACUCAGAGAUCCGCCUGCCUCUGCCUCCUAAGAGUUGGAAUUAGAGGUGUGCAUGCCACCCCUGCCUGGCUUUAAAAUACAUUUCAAUGUUACUUUUUAUUUUGAACUAGGUAUAGGUGUGUGGGUAUGUGCAUGCAGCGGCCAGAGGCAUCAGAUUCCCCUGGAGCUGGAGUUACAGGUGCCUGUGAGCUCUCCCAUGUGCAUGCUGGAAAUCCAGCAUGGGUCCUCUGGUAUCUACUGAGCCAUCUUUCCAGUCGCAUAAGUGUAACUUAAAAAAAAAAAAUCUGGAAAGAAAUAGUUGGAAUAGGAGACCUUAAAUUGUGUAAAUCUGGACACGUGUGGAAUGUGAUGUCAGAUAGUCACCAGUUCCAUCAAAUGUACUAAGGCACAUUUUUUUUUUGAAAAUUACAUUUAACAUAAAUUACAAUUCAUGAAGGUUACAUGUAUGUGGGUGUAUGUGCAUGGUGACCACAUGCCAGAGUGUACAUGUGGAAUUGGACAGCUUUCAGAAGUCUGUUCUAUUCUUUCUGCUAUGUAGGUCCUGAGAAGGAGCUCAGGGUGCCUUCGAAACAAGUACCUUAACCUGCUGGGCAGUCCUGCUGUCCCGCCUCAUGCCUUACACAUUAGAGAGGUAGAGGCUCGAGAAUUACAAAAUUGAAUACUGUGGAUUUGCACACACCUGAGAGAGCUCAUUCCAACCAAUGAAAAAUUGAGCAUUAAAAACAAUAUAAGUUAUAUGUUGUCUCAAAUAAGGGGAAAGGGAAUUCUCCCCUUUAUGUUGUAAAAGCAAGAAGAAAAUUGAGCAUUCUGAGCAAAUGUUUUCUUCUGAAAGUCUGAUUUUGUGGAAUUUAUGAAAAUGUUGGCAUUAUUUUGCCUGUCAUUUCUGCUGUUUGGAAAACUGAAGUUAGAGUCCUGUUUGGAAGAGCAGCAGUAGCAACAGUGUACACUGCAUGGAUUGCAGUGAUGCUUUUAAAGGACAGAUCAGGUUUUUUUGUCCUGGAAUAAGUUCUCACUGUGGAGACCAGGCUGGGUGAUAGUAAAUGUGUGUGCCACCGAAUCAUGGCGGUCGGUCUCACUUCAGUGGGCGUUUGCUGAUAACCCAGUGAGGCUGUACCUUUCCCCAUGUCAUGUGAAACCGUUAAGUGAGUUGUAAGGCUCCGAUAGACGUAAUUUACAUGUAGUUUUGAAUAAUCGUGGGUCAUUUGAAAUUGAAAAUACGAUGCUUGUUAACUGUUAGUGUUUCCACUGUCCUUACACGACGGGUUAUAUUUUCCUUACUAUUCUUAAUUUAUUGACAGUUUCCUUAAAUUUUAUGUACACUUGGAUUUUUUUAAUAGUAAAAUUUCUUACAUAGAUUUUGUAUUUUGUACCUUAAAAUAUAUUUUGUUCAAGCAAGAUGUUUUGGGGGCAAAAUUGGCCUAGUGAGUAAAAGACUAUUCCAUAAA
This is a messenger RNA of Rattus rattus (black rat), 4308 nucleotides long. RefSeq names its product zinc finger protein 501-like. Lineage: Eukaryota; Metazoa; Chordata; Mammalia; Rodentia; Muridae. Gene Ontology annotation, biological process: regulation of transcription by RNA polymerase II. Gene Ontology annotation, cellular component: nucleus. The coding region runs from base 985 to 2520 and encodes 511 amino acids. Gene Ontology annotation, molecular function: RNA polymerase II cis-regulatory region sequence-specific DNA binding; DNA-binding transcription activator activity, RNA polymerase II-specific. The transcript has 4 exons. The record is from RefSeq and is a predicted model, not a curated record.